Messenger RNA from Penicillium nucicola, 1122 nucleotides. RefSeq lists its product as uncharacterized. Gene Ontology annotation, molecular function: dioxygenase activity. NCBI's taxonomy places the organism in Eukaryota, Fungi, Ascomycota, Eurotiomycetes, Eurotiales, Aspergillaceae. The transcript is spliced from 7 exons. The record is from RefSeq and is a predicted model, not a curated record. Bases 1 to 1122 code for a protein of 373 amino acids.
AUGCCUGGAAAAUUCAUUGAAAACUAUGACCAUGUCCCAGAGACAAAGGAGAACCUUGACUACGCGGAGCUGAUCACCCUUGAUUUGGAGCGCUAUGAGCAGCCAGGUGGAAAGGAAGAGCUUGUGAAGCAGCUAGACCAUGCGGUUAGAAAUGUUGGCUUCUUUUACGUGAAGAACUUCAACAUCAGUCAGGAAGAGGUAGAUCGCCAAUUUGCCUUUGGGCGCGAAUUUUAUGCGCUGCCACUCGAGGAAAAGCUCAAAUUCCAUAACGCCGACGAUCUUGUGAGAGGCGAGUACAAUGGAUACCGGCCAGCUGGGCACAGAAUCCUCGGAAAUGGUAUCAAAGACAAUGUCCAAGUAUACAAUAUCCCCAAGUUCGAUGGUCACCACCAACGACAGCAGCCUGCAGUUCUGGCUGAAAACAUCGCAGAAAUCGAGGCCUUUAGCCGGAAAUGUCACACUGAGGUUGUAGAAAAGCUCCUCCGCCUCUUUGCAAUUCUGCUUGAGCUUCCCGACGAGGACCAGCUCGUGCGAGACCACCAAUACGACGUCAAGGGCGAGGAUCACUUACGCUACAUGCACUAUGCAGCUCGAAGCGUAGAGGACAACAAAAAGGUGGGCGAAUUAUACAGCCCCGGCCAUACAGAUCUCGGAACCGUCACGCUGCUGUUCCGUCAGCCAGUGUCAGGUCUCCAAAUCCUCAACUCUGAGGGCCAAUGGAAAUAUGUCAAACCUCAGAAUGCCACAUUGACGGUCAAUACCUGUGAUAGUCUGACUGCUCUCACGGGUGGCUUGAUCAAGAGCAGUGUUCACCGUGUACAUGCUCCUCCCUCUGAUCAAGCCCAUAUUGACCGACUGGGUGUUCUUUACUUUGCUCGUCCCAACAAUCACAUUGUUCUGGACCCAAUCCAGAAUAGCCCAGUGCUUCAGAGACUUGGAUUGACGACUAAUGCGUUCACUGAACUGGGCCAGCAUCUCACUACUGAACAGUGGGUUCAGGUGCGACAGACUCAGCAGCAACGCCGUAACCGUGAUGUGAAGAUUUCUACCGAAGGGAAAUAUACCUACAAGCCUAAAGACCUUGAGAUUAUUCCCGGUUUGCAAGCUGCUAUCUACAACUAA